Molecule: messenger RNA, 1172 nt
Organism: Lobosporangium transversale
Lineage: Eukaryota; Fungi; Mortierellomycota; Mortierellomycetes; Mortierellales; Mortierellaceae
Exons: 1
Coding region: 317-988 (223 amino acids)
Source: RefSeq, a predicted model, not a curated record
CCUUUUCUUUUUUUAAAAAAAAAAUUCGUCCAAUGGAAUUCUGCCAAAUCACCUCUUUUCCUUCCCAAUUUUCCUUACCUGAACCAAUUAAAUUAUGCCAGCUCAACCAAUUUCUGUCGAAAUUUGCAAUUUAAACCGUGGCCUUUUGAAAUUAUGCCACUCAAAACUUUCUUAAUUACUUCACCCAAAAAACAAUUUUGAACUAUGACCACCACCACCACCAGACCCGCCAGACCAGCACAAGAGUCCAGUAUUGAAAGACUGCAAGAGAAGGUUGCAGCCCUCACUUGAACUCCGAAAUACGCAGCUAGACCUUAUGGAUGCCAAGGAUGACCUGGAAUCCACUCAAUCGGAUCUUGACACAGCUCUAUCCAAUUUGGAAGAGAAAGAACUGGAGUUGAAAAACUCUAAACUCGCUCUUGCCAACAGUGAGUAUGCGCGCCAAGGGACCAAGGCGGAGCUUGAUAAGGAGUUAUCUAGCCACGCUGAGACUAAGCUCGAACUGCAGAACGUUAAAGAUGCCUUUGUCAACUGCGAGCGCGCACUCCAAGAAGCCAACCAGAAUCGAGUUUUACCGCGUCCAUCUAAAGACCAGGAGAUCUUUGUUGUUUUAAAGUUCCAGAAGCCUCAACCAUUGCCAGUUGGAGGAUUUCGCAUCUUUGCUCAACAACGGAAGCUUAUCGACGGUAGAGUCAAGCAAUUUAUUACCGACAACCCUGAGCUUGAUGCUAUUGAGGUUAAGGAGUUGCGAUUUGAUCCGUCGCCAAGAGGAGAUAAUGUCAUUCAGCAUAUGAGGCGCGACAAAGAUGCCCCGAUCAAGCUUAAUAACCGUAGCUUUGUACUUCGAAGCGAGAAUAACACUGAAGCUGAGAUGAUUGGGUAUAUCACAAAGGUUUUCCAUACCUAUACUAGGGACGGCCCAGCUGCCGCUGCCAGUCCAGCCACUGCCACCACUCCUGCUGUUGCUCCCAGCCCAGAAAGCGAUUAGCCUGAAGGCCCACAGCAUUCUGCAAUCCUCCAGCCCCACGCUUAGUGGAUAGGACCUUCGGUAGGAAAAGAAGACUGAGGAGGAGAUGAUCGAAUAUAUCACUCGCAUCUACAACACCAACACUCAAUGACCUCGCGCUGACUGCAUUAUAUGUUAUGCACUUUUUAAAAAUAAAGAACACAAG